Molecule: messenger RNA, 2859 nt
Organism: Cyphellophora europaea CBS 101466
Lineage: Eukaryota; Fungi; Ascomycota; Eurotiomycetes; Chaetothyriales; Cyphellophoraceae
Exons: 3
Coding region: 1-2859 (952 amino acids)
Molecular function (GO): RNA binding; protein binding
Source: RefSeq, a predicted model, not a curated record
AUGGUCAAUAUACUGACAGUACCAAGGCCACAACCAUCAUACCCAGCUCUUAUCGAUCCAGUCGUGGAGCAAAAGGAAGAUGCAAUCGCCAGCGGCCUGAAAGGUCUCCAGCCGACGGAGGCACAGUUCCCGUACCGACCAGGUUUCGGAACUCGAGGCAAACAGAUACAACUCUGGACCAAUUACUUCGAGCUGAUACAUCACGGUGAUCUUGUUCUCCACCGAUACGCAAUCGCUAUACUCCCCGACCGAAACGGCAAAACACCUGCUGGCAGGAAGUUGAAAAGGAUCAUCAAGAUCCUUCUCGAAGAGCAUCUCGGCCAAUACCGGCCGGGAAUUGUCACCGAUUAUAAGUCUACUAUUCUUAGCAAGGACGCUUUGGAAGUUACUGGGUCGUACGACGUGAGCUACCGGGGCGAGGAGGAAGAAGAUCCAUCCCCAAACCAAAUUAUCUAUCAGGUCACACUUCACCAAAACGCCGUGCUGUCGAUUUCUGAACUUCUCGACUACGUAAACUCCACGGACUCUACACGGCUGGUUGGAUCAAAGGAAGAGUUGAUCCAAGCUCUGAACAUCGUCAUCGGACACUGUCCCAAGGAGGAGCCCUCCAUAGUCAACAUCGGGGCCAACAAACAUUACGGCAUGUUACCUCCAAGUGAUAGAUUUGAUCUGGGAGCGGGCCUACGCGCUAUCCGCGGCUUUUUUACGAGCGUCCGACUAGCUACUGCUCGUGUACUCGUCAACGCUCAAGUGAAGCACGCAGCCUUUUACACUGCGGGUCCGUUGGACGGCUUGAUGCAGAGUUUCAUUCGCGAAAACGGACAGAACAAGGUCAAAUUGCUCAAGUUUGUCACACGACUCUUGGUAAAUGUCACUCACAUUGUUCGGAGAAGUAGCAGCGGCCGAGCCAUUCCCCGUAUCAAGGUUAUCGCGGGUCUUGCGAAGCCAGCUGAUGGAGCACAGCAGCACAAGCCACCCGUCGUCCCCGAAUUCGGUGCAGGCCCAAAGAAUGUGCAAUUCUUCCUUGCUGGAGGCCAGAAACAGCCUCCUAAGCCAAAAGGUGGCACAAGUAAAGGCGCUGUCAGAGGUGGUGCUGCAUUGGGACCAGGGCGGUAUAUCAGUGUCUUUGACUUCUUCCAGCAAACCUACAACAUUACAAUUCGAGAUACCAGUCUUCCAGUGCUUAACGUCGGUACUUCGGACAAUCCGGUCUAUCUUCCUGCUCAAGUGUGUGUAGUACGUGGCGGCCAGCACACCGUGCAACAGCUCAGUCCUUCACAAACCCAGAACAUGAUAAGAUUUGCCGUGCGAUCGCCGGAACGCAACGCGACUUCAGUCACUGUCACUGGCAGGCAAUUCCUAGGAUUUGAUUCUACAAGCAGCACACUCAGUACCCUUGGGCUCAGAGUUGAUCACAAGCUCUUGUCAGUUGCAGGACGUGUUCUAGACAGCCCCAGCGUCUUGUAUCAUGGUCUGAGAGAGGCGGGGACUCAAUUUGGUAGCUGGAAUCUACAGAAGGCGCGUUUUGCGACUGCUAAAGCCCUGCCCUACUGGACAUACCUCGCAAUCUCUUUCGCUGGACGAGAUUUGCCAUGGGGUACGGAGUCCAAUCUCCAGAACCAAAUCAGCGAGUUGACCAAGAAAUUGAACGAGGUGGGCAUCACUGCAGCUCGAUGCAUUCAGGGAAUGACCUUGUCGGUUAAUGCAGCGAAUGCUGAGUCGCAGAUUGAUGCCGCCAUCCAUCGAUUCAUGAACAGCCCGAAUAGACCGCCGCCCAACUUCCUGCUGGCCAUAAUGCCUGCAAGAGACGCAAUGAUCUACAAUCGAGUGAAGUACGCUUGCGAUGUCAAGGAGGGGCUCCUCAAUAUCUGCGUCGUCGCUUCGAAGUUCAUGAAACCGAACAACGAUCAGUAUUUUGCCAACGUCUCAUUGAAGGCUAACCUCAAACUGGGUGGCACCAACCAUACUCUCGACAGCUCCAAGCUUGGCAUCGUCGCCAAGGGAAAGACUAUGGUCGUUGGCCUAGAUGUCACGCAUCCGUCACCUGGUUCGACCAAGUCUGCUCCCAGUGUGGCGGGCAUCGUGGCUUCGGUGGAUAAACGGCUCGGUCAGUGGCCUGGUGAACUGCACAUAUUACCUGCACGCCAGGAGAUGGUCAGCGGGCUGAAAGACAUGGUCAAAGCGAGACUAAAGUAUUGGCAGCUCAAACACAAAGUACUUCCCGACAACAUCCUUGUCUACCGCGACGGUGUCUCCGAAGGCCAGUACCAAGCGGUGCUCGACAACGAGCUCCCGUCGUUCAGAGCGGCGUGCAAGGAGCUUUACACAGCCCAACAAACCAACAAGGGCAUCCCUCGCAUCACCAUUGUUAUCGUGGGAAAACGCCACAGCACCCGCUUCUAUCCUACCGAGGCCAAAGACGCUGACCGCUCCUCCAACCCACCCAACGGCACCGUCGUCGACCGGGGCAUUACCGAGGCUCGCAACUGGGACUUCUUCUUGCAAGCCCACACUGCGAUCCAAGGCACCGCCCGCCCGGCCCACUAUUUCGUCAUCCUGGACGAGAUCUUUCGCGCGCACCCUGUACAGGCGCCCUAUGCCCACAGCGGCGACGCCCUGGAAGACCUCACCCACAACUUGUGUUACUUGUUCGGGAGGGCCACGAAGGCCGUCAGCAUCUGUCCACCGGCGUACUACGCGGACCUGCUCUGUGAGCGCGCACGGUGCUACCUGAGCCGCGUGUUCGAUCCAGAGGCGGCGGAAACUGGGUCAACUAUCUCUCAGUCCACGCCAGCCACCGAUAUGGGCAACGCGAUACGAAUUCACGCAAACGUGAGGGACUCCAUGUUUUAUGUGUAG